AUGAAGACAGCAAUAAUCCUUUUAGUUUUCUCCGGCAUUGCCAUUUCUUUCCUUCCGCUGGCCAUCUCCGGCCUUCCUCCACUCAUCCGCCUCCCCACAAAGGCCGACGGAACCAACGCCAUCUUAGACGCGGCCGGCAACCCAGUCAUCGCCGGAGCCAAAUACUACGCCAUCCCAGCCGUCAUCGGCGUGGACGGCGGCAUAAGCGUGGCUAACUCGGACACAGGAAACCCCUCCACCUGCCCCACCGACGUAGUAAUAAACAUCACAUUAGCCGGCAUGCAACCUCCCGCCGUGCGUCGUCCUUUAAGUUUCUACCCUCUAAAGCGCGAGGGCGGCGACGCCGUCAUCAUAUCGCAGUACCCACUGAACGUUGCCUUCGACUCGCCGGACCCAUCUGAUCCCUGUGCUGAGGAGAAUGUUUGGAAGCUUAAUUAUCAGGCGAUGAUAGUGACCGGUGGCGUUAUAGACAAGGAGGAUGAUAUUGGGAACUGGUUUAGGAUUCAGAAGAAUAUUAAUGGAAGAGGGUACCUUUUCACCUGGUGGCCGAGCCUUUGCCUUGGGUGCAGGAUUGGUUACUUUCGUAUUGGCAGAGUCGGCAAUGGAUAUCAGCUGGGAAUCAACUACAACGACGAAUCGCUAUAUGCUUUUGAAUUCCUAAAGGUUGAUGAGUGA
Molecule: messenger RNA, 675 nt
Organism: Ipomoea nil (Japanese morning glory)
Lineage: Eukaryota; Viridiplantae; Streptophyta; Magnoliopsida; Solanales; Convolvulaceae
Product: kunitz-type elastase inhibitor BrEI-like
Exons: 1
Coding region: 1-675 (224 amino acids)
Molecular function (GO): endopeptidase inhibitor activity
Source: RefSeq, a predicted model, not a curated record